UUCCAGCAGUCUGUCGAGAAGAAGGAGUGGCCGAGCGAGGGAAUGAGAAAGUGAAAAGACGUGUUGAUUCAGUCACACCUGACAGCUCUCUGUGCGCACAAAACAGGAACAAAACAGUGUUACAAACCAACACAAUCGAGAGAGAAGAGCAGACCGAGGAAAAAAACAUGAGGGACACGGCAAAGAAAGGAAACGGAGAGAAGAGGACUGUGGAUGUUUCUGGAAGCAAAAGUGAUGAUGACGGAUCAUUUCCUGUGAAGAUUCAGGGUGCAGGUGUCGACGCUUUUGAGCUGCAGGUGAAUGGAUUCUGGCUGGUCCAGGACACCAUAAUGAGCGUGCUGGGCAGAGAGGAGGUAGCACCGCGCACGUCCCUCACUCUGGCCCUUUCAGGCGUGACCCUUGACCUCCUGGCGGAGCUCCGGGAUGUCAAAGGAUUCAAAGCUGGAGUUACUCUCCGUCUAGUGGAAGAGCCGUACUCGCACCGAUCGGCACAGGCUCACCUGGCACGUGUGCAAGAGAUGCUGAGAGCCGCCGGACCCCAAGACUGCUUGAUGGAGGGCCGAUCGCCCAGUGUGCUUCACACGCUCACCCAGACACCUGAAGCCCCUCCCACUCCCCACUCAUCCAAAAACAGACGAGCCAACAGUAAAGCAGAGCAGUCAGCCGAAGCCCCACCUCCACCUGCCUACAUCCAACCAGGAGCUUUGGAACGUCCCCCUUUGACAACGCUGCUGCCUAACAACACACACAGCGAACAUUCCAGUUACCUGUUAGACCUGUCACUCAGCUGUUGGAACACGCCCCCUGGGUUUAGAAAACUGCAGGGCGACUUUAUGUACAUCAGUGUUCACACGCUGGAGGGCAAACAGUGUGACAUCACUUCCUGUCCGCGUGGAUUUUACGUCAACAGAUCGACUCUUGACUUGUUUGACCCUCGUCCCGCUUCAUCCACUCCAGUGUGUCACUGUCUGACCGAUCUGCUGUCUCACCUCAGCCCACAGUUCAAACACAACCUCAGUGCACUGAAACACAGGCCGUCGCUUCCGGCAGAGGAGACCCUGUCCACUCCGGACCGCACGCUCAGCUGGUUGGGCAUCUCUUCGAUUCAUUCACAUAAGUCCAGUUUCAGCGGCCGGCUGGGUUUGGAUCAGGAGCUUAACACACAGGCCCCAGACUGGAACAAAGAGAUCCAAGCAGCCAGAGAUCUUCCUCAGAGAAGUUUAGAGGAGAGACUUCAGAGAGACAGAGCCUUACUACAGGUCAACUCUGCUUUCGUGAGCGCUGUUACUCAGGCUGCCGAGAAAGUCAUCGACGGUUUGGUCGAUCCGCUCAACGAUUCCCGCGAGGAACCCGCUUUCUUAUGGGGCGGCGUGUUCAUGAGCGUGCCGGCUCACGGUGAGGAGUGGCUGGGCGGAGAGCGAGGUCACAGGGCCGCUCAGCGUCUGGAACUGCGAGGGGUUCAGGGUUACAGCGACCUGGAAGGAGACCUCCAAAACCUGCACACCAUCCCCACAGCGCUGGCCGACUACCGCGGCGUCCGGCUGUCCGCGCAGGCCCUGGCACCCGGCCUCCAGGGCCCCGAGCAGGCUGAAGUUCCCAACGGGCUGUUGUACGGAUUCAGCGUGGGUCCUCUGGAAAAUCCAGCCAGACGGAAACUCCUAGAACUGCUGGCUCAUUCGGCGAAGGCUCUCGCUCUGCAAAGACACGCGGUCCUGGGAACGACUGGGCAUCAGCUGCCCCUCUUCACUUCUGUGGAUGCCCAGGGAAUUCUGGGGGCCGAUGGUCGGUAUUACCUGCUGGAUGUGUACCGGACCAUGCCUGCUGAUACCAACUUUUUGGUGGAGGACGGUGACGGAGUAGUAACAGAGCAGGAGGCGGCGGCAGGUGAUGGAUUUCCGAGGCGGUACCCUCACGCUUUGUGUCGUUUACGACCGGAGCUGGUGAAAGCCUUCAUUCAACACAAACACGAUCAGUUCUCGGCGUGCGUGAAAGCUCUCAUGGAGGAGAGCGGAGGAGUUGAGGAGUGCAUGAAUGCCUGUGUCUCUCGCAGCACAGACGCGGUACGAGGUGCGUGCAAAGAUGUGGGAUCCGUCAGCGACAUCAUCUUCGAGAUGCGUUUCAACCCUAAUGUCUUCUCACCAGGUGUGCAGUUUCCGGAUUCCGAGCGUGACGCGGUGGCGCUCCAGAAGAGAUUACUGAAGGAGUCCGCGUCUUUUAUCUUCAAGGAGCAGAUACCGGCGUUUAUGAACGAUUGUAUUCAAGGCCCUGACGUACCCAUGGACGGUGCAACUUUACGACAAGCCCUCCAUCAGAAAGGAAUAAAUCUGCGAUAUCUCGGACAAGUGAUAUUGUCCAUCAGCCAAUCAGAUCUCAAGGAUCAACUGAGACACAUCACGAGGUUGGUCUUCACAGAGAUUGUAGUACGCUGUGCACAAAGGUUAUUCAAUGGCUACAUUCAGGGGGUGGAGACGUCUAACAUGUCUGCAGCCGUGAGUCAUUUCCUCUGCUGCUUAUUGGUGCCUCACUUCAGUUCAACAUCAAAUGGGGAGGAGUCUAAGAAGCGCUCCAGGAGGCGUGGCCGUGGAGGGGGAGGGGCUACGGAUAGCACCUCUUGGAGUACGCUGAGCGGCAACGAACUGUGGAGUCUCAUAUGUCAGGAUGCUCAAGAAACCUACAGACUUAAAGAAGGACUAGGGUCAAAUGUGGACAAUCUAGUCGAGCAAUACGGAUUGCAGAAGAUAUCCUUGUUGAGAGAGAUGUGCUUGAAGACUGGCAUUCAGCUCCGUCUCAAAGAGUACACGUUCGACAACCGUAACAAGCCGCCCAUCUCCCCCGACGAUGUGCUCAACAUCCUGCCCGUCAUCAAGCACGUAACCAUGACGACCGCCGAUGCCACCAAGAAGUUCCAGGCAGCACAGAGCAGCCUUCAGAAAGGGUUACUGGAGCAGGCGUACGAGAAACUUAAAGAAGCUUCAUAUCUGUUUGGUCGUGUGUGUGAUGAUCUGCACUCUGAGGCCUGUCACUGUCUGAGUCUCCUGGCAAAAGUGGCGUACUUACAGGGCCGUCCCGCUGAGGCUCGUAGCGUGCAGCUCAGGGUCGUGGUCAUCAGUGAAAGGGUUCUAGGAUUCGAUCAUCCCAACACCAUUCGGCAAUACGUGCUGUUGGCCGUGUAUCUGUUCGCCGGAGGUGAAGCGGCUCUCGCUCAGCGCUGUCUGUAUCGUGCCAAAGUUCUUCUGUUGACGGUUCACGGCGGAGAUCAUCCUUACACCGCAGUCAUUGAUGCGUCUCUUGGACUGAUUCUUCAGGGGGAGCAGUCGCUACAAUACCUCCAGAGUGCACUGAAAAUCACCAGCUCGUUCAGAGGAGACGCAGACCUUACGGCAGCUCUCAUUCUCCAUCUGCUGGCACAGAGACUCUGUGUGUCUGGUGACUACAGAGGAGGUAUGAACCUUGAGAAACAGGCUCACAGCAUCUUCCAGAAUAAGUGGGGUGAAGAUCAUCCCCAAACUAAAUGCAGCUCAGAGUUCCUGAAGAACAUUACCCAGCAGGCUGUGCGCGUGGAGCGGUCCAUUCGUCAGGGGGGCGUGGAGCUUUGUGAUGCACCGCCUGAGAGUUUGACUCCGUCUCUGGACACCACACUGGAACAGCUCGCUCUGGUCAAUGGCAUACUCAAGACGUCAUACAGCACAAGGAUAAUGGAGUUCAAAGAAAAGCUUAAAGAGAAAAAAGCAGCAGAAGAGGCUGAAAAGGCGAAAUCACAGUCGACCAAUGAGAAAGAAGCUUCAGGGCUGCAGGCCAACGACGGAGAGGCGACUGGGGCUGAGAAGACCAAUGGGGAACAGGCGCAAGAGGCCACCGAAGAAAAUGCAGAAAGUGAACGUGGCGAGACUGAUGGUGUAGAGAAGUCUGACCAAAUCAAUGUCAACGGUGACAUUGACUCCCAUCAGCAUAACGGAGAUUGUCCGACAAACAACGGGGAAGAGGAAUGCCAAUCAGACAUCACCAAUGGUGUCUCGACUGAGAGCCAAUCAAAAUUGACAAAUAUUAUGAUGUCAGCCGUGGUAAAUGGAAACGAGAGUGAUGUGAGCGAAGGCUCAGGUGAUGUGAAGAAACGGGUUGAAACCGAGUGAGACGUUCUGUGAGAUUUUACAAGUAUUUGAAUGCAUUUUUACAACUAACACACGUGUGCAGUGAACAUUUUUUCUUUGAGUAUAUUUUCUUUCUGUUUUGAAUUGAAUAAAAUGUCUUCACUAGA
This is a messenger RNA of Triplophysa rosa, 4255 nucleotides long. Its product is annotated as clustered mitochondria protein homolog. Gene Ontology annotation, biological process: intracellular distribution of mitochondria. The coding region runs from base 168 to 4130 and encodes 1320 amino acids. Gene Ontology annotation, cellular component: cytoplasm. NCBI's taxonomy places the organism in Eukaryota, Metazoa, Chordata, Actinopteri, Cypriniformes, Nemacheilidae. Gene Ontology annotation, molecular function: protein binding; mRNA binding. The transcript is spliced from 26 exons. The record is from RefSeq and is a predicted model, not a curated record.